Messenger RNA from Mandrillus leucophaeus (drill), 2624 nucleotides. RefSeq names its product DNA repair protein XRCC3-like. The transcript is spliced from 3 exons. Gene Ontology annotation, biological process: telomere maintenance via recombination; t-circle formation; resolution of mitotic recombination intermediates. Gene Ontology annotation, molecular function: ATP-dependent DNA damage sensor activity; four-way junction DNA binding; ATP binding. Bases 1253 to 1750 code for a protein of 165 amino acids. NCBI's taxonomy places the organism in Eukaryota, Metazoa, Chordata, Mammalia, Primates, Cercopithecidae. The record is from RefSeq and is a predicted model, not a curated record. Gene Ontology annotation, cellular component: replication fork; Rad51C-XRCC3 complex.
CUCUUGGAGGCCCAGCUGGGCAGCUAGCAGCAGUCACCACUUGCCCAUCCCCAGUCCCCCCAGUCCCUGCACAUGCGAAGUCCCUCCCUGGCCCAGCUGCCUGCUUCCUGGGGCUGCAGGCCGUGGAACUCACGUUAGCGGUGGCGUCUUCCAAGCCACUGCUGCUGCUGUCGUUUUCCACAAAAAGAGGCUCGGCCAGAGACGCCCUGGAGACGAAGCACAGACGAGUUUCACUCAGGGCGUGCAGGGCGUCUUCAGAGGUCCAGGCGUGACACCAGUGUGAGGCUGCAGACCUUGGAUCUGAGGGACAGCCUAGGGGCAGCUCUGGCCAGAGCUGCUGGCAAGGCCCAUGGGACCUGAACUACCCUGCUUGGUGCCAGGAGCAGUUGUGCCACCCUCCCCCAUCACCACAGCUCACCAACCUCUGCGGUCAGAAACCAGGCCAGCCAUGUCAAUGGCCGUGGCACCCACAGGCCACAGCGGCACCCAGAGGGAAGCCGAGGACACCUGCCUUCCCUGGGGGGCCCUCCCCUGGCAGCUCUCCUGGGAGCCGGUGGGCACAGGGCCGUUUCCACCCCUUGGCCAGGCCAGCUCAGAGCACAGGGCUAAGGCCUGGGUGCACGGGAGGCACUGGCCUUAAGGGUGUCUCCACCUACAGCCCCAUCCUGACCCCCAGAUGGUCUCCCAGAGUGUCCCACGCCUUGGCAGAGGCAGGCCAGGCCUGACUCGCCUGAGUAACGCCUGAAGGGCAUUAGGCCCCUGCCUUGCUGAGCGUCCAAAGAGGGUGUGGCCCAGGUGGUCAUGGCCACCACGGGCUAGAUUUGGUGGCACUGUGGCCAGGUCUGGGUGGUCUGAGCACCUGGCAUGGGGCCACUGAAGAAGAGGGCUGGUUGCUGCUGACCUGUCGGGGAGAGGGUGAAACCAUGGCAGAAGGGAGAGCAGACCCCCACAAGGACUCAGGAGCCUGGGCAAAGGACGCCUCUGCAGAGGAUGGUGUUGGCAUGGCCAAGGGGUGACUGCCUGGGAGGGCCAGAGGAAGGACAUGGAGUCCAGGGAACCAGUUGUGUGAGCCUGAAGCUUCUAUAGUUGGAGACUUUUUGGGAAGAAUACAGAAUUGGGCUCAGAGUUUGGGGACUGUAGAGCCAGCACUGUCAGUCCCAGGUGGGGAGGAAGGUUUUGAGUCAGACGGUUGAGUGACACUCCAAACGGGGUCUGGUCACCAGGGGCGGGGGCCUGCUGGCCAGCAUACACCAUGGCCCUGUUCCCACAGGACGCCUUGCUGGAAUGUGUGAAUAAGAAGGUCCCCGUUCUGCUGUCUCGGGGCAUGGCUCGCCUGGUGGUCAUCGACUCGGUGGCGGCCCCAUUCCGCUGUGAAUUUGACAGCCAGGCCUCCGCCCCCAGGGCCAGGCGUCUGCAGUCCCUGGGGGCCGCGCUGCGUGAGCUGAGCAGUGCCUUCCAGAGCCCUGUGCUGUGCAUCAACCAGGUGACAGAGGCCAUGGAGGAGGAGGGCGCAGCACACGGGCCGCUGGGGUUCUGGGGCGAGCGUGUUUCCCCAGCCCUUGGCAUAACCUGGGCUAACCAGCUCCUGGUGAGACUGCUGGCUGAGCGGCUCCGCGAGGAAGAGGCUGCCCUCGGCAGCCCAGCCCGGACCCUGCGGGUGCUCUUUGCCCCCCACCUGCCCCCCUCCUCCUGUUCUUACACGAUCAGUGCAGAAGGGGUGCGAGGGACACCUGGGACGCAGUCCCAUUGACACGGUGGCAGCUGCAGAACAGCCUUGCCUGAGAAGCCCCGACACACAGGGCUUGCGCCUUUAAAACGCUGUCUGCCUCGGCCGUGGCACAGCUGGGAGCCUGGUUCGGACAGAGCUCUUCCAGGGCAGCGGUUCCACUUUCUCAGCCAAAGGUGGUGGCCACAGUCCCCACCUGAGCUGGGGGAGUUGUUCCACCUCUCCCUGGGUCUGGGGACAGGCCCGGCUUGCUGGGCACCUGGUCCCCACCGCUGAGCUGGUCCUUGGGGACAGAUGAUUCUCAGGGCUGGGGCCUGGGGGUGUCCCUACAGUGACUCCCUGGGAGUCCCCUGCUUCUGCUGUCCACAUGGAAGCCCACCUGGGGUCGCGUCUUAGGCCUCAGGCCCCCUCAGCCUUGGGUCCCUGCCCACAAAGGUCUCCCCUCCUACACACAGGGCUGUCUUUACUCCCCCAACCCCUCAGGCCACAGCGGGGCUGCAGGCAGGCAGCUCCUCCUCACCCACCUCUGGGUCCUUGGAUCCCGGGGGCCCCACCCCGGCACACACUGUGCCCCACAAAACUUCAAUGUGGUACAAGGUGGAGAAAGCAUAUCCCACCAACCUCCAGCUUCUGGGUCCAGGAGAGCCUGGGGUUGGGGGGGGCUGCCUUGACUCUAGUAGUGUGGCCUGUGCCAGUACCACAGCUAGACAGAGGAGAGCGUGACAGGCUCGUCAGUCACCUGGGAACACAGUUCUGGUGAAAGAGGAUCCAAGGUUGAGAGAAAGGAGGGUCCCAGUGUAUCCUGGCCCCAGGGGUCUGGGCGUCCAGCUCAGCCCUGGUGUGGCUGGGCGGCACUCUGGUGGGGAUAUGGCAGGACUCCGGGCAGGGCCACCUGCAG